Molecule: messenger RNA, 4981 nt
Organism: Morone saxatilis (striped sea-bass)
Lineage: Eukaryota; Metazoa; Chordata; Actinopteri; Moronidae
Product: trichohyalin-like
Exons: 11
Coding region: 173-4036 (1287 amino acids)
Source: RefSeq, a predicted model, not a curated record
GGGAGUGUCUGCUGGGUGUAGGAGCAGUCUGACGUCUCGUUAGUGUGAAUGACUUUUUAAAAAAAAAACCCACUCUGACAACAGCACAGCAGGCGAGACGACCGCGGAAAACUGAGGAACAAUUUUCUUUUGUAACUUUUUCCCGCUUCCUUCCUCUCUUCCUCCCACCUGUAUGACUGGAGACGAAAGUGACUCAGUUAUGGAGAGCUCCAUUGAGUCUUCACAGACUGGUGGAAUCUCAAAACCCAAGCCAACUCUGGCCCCCAAACCUCGGCUCACUCCCAAGCCCUUCUCUCUGCAGAAGAACACCACCAUUCGCUCCAUCCAUGCCCCAAAGACGGUCACUGCAACCUCAAAGACAUCAACACAGCAGACUGGAAAAUCUGAGGCCACAGGUAUCCCCAAACCAACUUUGACCACCCCUGCUCAGCAACCCACCACCUCUGAUUCCAAACCCAGCUCUGUGAGUGCGCUCACCAAAGAUCAACCAAAAACAAACAAAGAAAGCCAACAAAGUCCACAUGGAGAAGACACUCUUGAUUCUAGUGUUGGAAAAUCAGAUCCAGCCCCACAAACCACUCCACCCAAAGAGACACCCAAGUCCAAGCCGAUCCAGAACGACGACAUCAUCGAAACAAACCGCAAAGCACCCGCGGAUAUUGUGACUAACUCGGAACAGAAAGACGGAAAAAAGGAGGAAGAUGAAACUCAGACGUCUGUCGUCCAAAAGCCUGAAGAGUCAGGCGGUGACAUUUCCUCUACAGCCAACCCAGCGUAUCGGAGGGGCAGCACCAGGAAGCGACUGUCUAUGGAGCUCACCUCGAAGUUUGAGUCAGCUGGCUUAUCCCUGCCCCCCCAACCCAGUGUUCCCCUCUCUACAACCAGCACCAAAGAUGAUGCAAACAAGGCAGUCAAGGAGUCUUCAGAACCAGAGCAGAAACAGACAACAUCGGAGCCGUCAAACAGAGAGAGUGAGGAAAGUGCACCGAAGGACGAUUAUGGCGGAGGAGGCAGUAUAAAGCGCAGAAUCAGUCUUCUGUUUGACUCAUCGUCGAGGCCAGAGGUCAUAACAAAGAAAGAGGAGCCAGAAAUCCUAAAUAGUACGAGAGGUGUAAAGGAGAGAAUCAAAAUCUGGGCCACAGACACAAGCUCUGAGGGUCCGAAGGUGGAGAAGAAGCCUCAGGUUGUGUCCCGAACUCACUCUAACAGCUCUGAGCCAGCGACUCCUCCAACAGCAGAGAAAACACCCAGAACUCCACCUGCUGAACCCCCUGCAACAGUGGCAUCGUCCAGUCAGGCGGUGGAUCUUCCUUCCAAGGUCUCACCUGCUGAACAACCAACAGAGACCCCCAUGGAAACAUCCAAAGAUGGUCUCACUGAAGUUAAGUCAUUGGAAAACUCAAGUGAGACAUCUGGACAGCAUAUAGAGAGCAAAUCAUCAGAGGGUGAUGUCCAACUCCGCAAUCGCAUCGCAUCUACAAGCCACACUGCCACUGAGGGAGACUCGAGUGAGGCUCAGCACACUCUAAAGAGGGACAAUGUCAAACGCCGCUCCGUUCGCUUUGGUGUCGUGGAGAGUGAUGAUGGUGGACCUCCGGUGAUCCUGGGCUCAGAUUCUGAUUCCAGCGAAGAAGAAAAAGAAGAAGAAGAGGCUCCUGAGGAUGAAGCUGAGGAGGACAUCCCUGUUUCAGUGCCUGUCUACAGAAGAAUAGGGGUUCUUCAGAAGAAGGACGACGAGGUGCAAAGGCAAGAAGCAGAACGACUGAAACAUUUGGAAUUUGAGAGAAAACGGCGAGCAGAGGAGAUCAAACAGGCGAGACUUAAGUUAGAAGAGGAGCAGAAAGAAGAAGAAGAAAGGGCGAAAGAAAGGGCAAGGAAGAGGGAAGAGCAGGAGAGGGAAAGAGAGAGGCUGAAGGUGGAGGAAGCGGAGAGACAGAGGAAGGAGGAGUGGGAGAGAGAAAGGUUGAAAGAAGAGGAGAGAGAGAGGGAGAGGCUAAGAGAAGAAGAGAUGGAGAGGGAGAAACAGAUGGAGUUGGUGUUGCAGAGACAGAGAGAGGAGGAAAGAGAGAGGGCGAAACAGAAAGAGGAGAGACUUAAACAGGAUCAGGAGGAGAAGGAAAAAGAGAAAUUGAAGGAGGAGGAGAGAAAAGAGAAGAGACUGAGGGAGGAAAGAGAAAACCAGCGUCUGAGAGAGGAGCAGAAGAGAUCGGUUCACGAACACGAGGAACACAGAGUGGAGGGAAAACUGAGAGAGGAGGAAAUGAAUAAAGAGAAACAAAGAGAGGAGGAGUGGGAAAAAGAGUGGGUGAAAAAGACUGGGAGGUUGGGAGAAAAAGAAGAAGAGAUGGAAAGAGAGAAAGAGUUGGAGAUGAUGUGGCAGAGACAGAAAGAGGAGGACAUGGAGAGGGCGAGACAGAAAGAGGAGAGACUCAAACAAGAGGAGAGGGAGAAGGAAAGAUUAAGAGAGGAGGCAGAGGAAAGAGAGAGGCAGAGGAGGCUGAAAGAGCAGCAAGAAAAAGAGAUGGAGAGAAUGAGGCAGAUAGAAAUAGAGAAACAGAGAGAGGUGGAGAGGAGGGAAGAGGAAAGGAAGAGAGAGAUGGAGAGGAAGAGGCAGAUAGAGAAAGAAAGAGCGGAGGAGCUGGAGAGAAAAAUGCGAGAGGAAUUGGAAAGGAAGAGAACACAAGACCUGGCAGAAAAGCUAAGAAUGGAGGAAGAGAGCGAGAGGGAUGGCUUGACCAGCAGGGAAGGGCAGAAUACGGUGGAGGAGGCAAAUUUAAUCAGCUUUGACUCUGAAGAUGCGCCUCAGAAGCCACAAUCACCAUAUUCCCCCUUAGCAAAAACAUUUGAGCCCACAGAGAGUCCAAUCGAUGUUGUUUACGAUGACUUUUCCGUCAAACAGCCUCUGAUCCAGGUGGAUUAUGAUGAUUUUUCAGUCAAGCCAAAGAGAUGGGGCUCACAGGCUAAAGCAGAAACUAGUCCGGUCAUCCAUAGAUGGGAGGCUGACCCUGUAGAUAGACAGGUAGUGGACGUGCUGGUGCCACUGGAUGUCAGCCCUCGGGAAAACAAAGUGCCAGAACAGGUGGAAAAACCAGACAGUCCAGAGCCUACAAUAGCCCAAGAAAGUAUGGAGGAAGAGGAGGAGGAGCAGAGGCCUGAGGGAACACAGCUCAUCUCCAUGGAGGUGGAGGAAGAAGGGGAGGAAAGGGAGCUCGAGAGGGAGGAAGAGGAGGAGACGAAAGGAGAUGAAGAGGAAGAAGACACGCAAGAGACACAGGUCAACAGUUAUUGCACAAACGGUAAAGACAAAGACACGGAUGCUUUGAUAGACAGCGAGCCAGACCAGCAGAAUGAGGCCUGUGAACAGCCAUCUGAAAUUGACAGUCCAAAGCCCGUCCCUGACCACGUUCCUGAAGUCUCCACUGAAGACGUUGAUACCACUGAUUUUCACAUAGUGGCAGAGCUGGCUCCAUUCCCUGAGAGCCCCACUCUUCUCCUGGACAGCAGUGCACAGAGAUCGAAGGCAGAUCUUGGAAAGAGGCGAAUUCGAACACGUCCAUCACGCUCCCUCCGUGGAGGCUUGGCUCCGAAUAAAAGCCCAGACUGGAGGACCCGUGACUCCACAGAUGAAAAGGAGGCCUCCUUUAAGCGAAGGGAGUCAGACUCUGAGGAGGAGCAGCCUAAACCGAAGAUAGUCUGUUCUCCUCCUCCCACCUCUCACAGAGUCCCCAUAUUCCCUGGUUUGAGCCCUGCAGCCUUAAUUGCUCAGAUAAAGAGGAGAACAGGUGGAGCAGGAACUGGAGGAGGAGAGGAACCCGAAGAAGACAAGGGAAGAGAAGAGAAGGAAAGUCAGAAUCAGGAAGUAGCACCAACUCCCUCACAACUGCCCCGCUCUCCUCGCUCUGCCGCUCAUCUUGCUGGGGCUGCACGAGUGCUGCCUCCCUUAGGCGGCACGAGUGGAGGUGCCGCCUCUUCUCCCGCUUGGCUGAAAGAACUGAAGUCUAAGAAGCGUCUGAGUCAGUAUGACAGCGAGGCUUAGCCAGACACAGGAGACACUGUGUGUUGCUGUUCAGCAAGAAUCAAUCCAUCUCAGAUGCUGCUGCUUGUGACAAACACCUUACCAUGAUUGCUCCAUUUUGCACUUGGAGUGCCUUAUUUUGGACCUUUAAUGAGAUAUGCAGGAGGAGAGAUCACACUUUUGCUGAAAAUACGCCAUCAAGAACUUUUGUAUCUUGUAAAUUAAAUGUGGUGCCAAGGCUGUGUGCCAAGACUGUGAUGUGUUAAUGCCAAGUACAUAUUUUAUCUACAGUUACACAGAGGCUCAAUGGAGGUGUAAUACCCUUGUGUAAUUUAGAGCAAAGCCAUGGACUGUCUUGCUGUUUGAAUGUGUCCUUUAUAUACUGACAGGGACUGAUGACACUAGGCCUUCAGCAGGGUGUCUACCAUCACACGAACACACAUAUGUACAGAAAAUACUGAAUAUAAAUAAUGGAUUGCACCUUGUGUGCAUUUAGGUUAAAUUGUACAAAAUGCUUUUUACAUUAUCUUUCCAAUCACAGAUUGUCUAAAGUAAACCUUUAAGCACUUUAAACUACCGUCCAUGUAGUACAUCUAAUCAAUAGAAUCAUCAAGUACCUAACUAUAUUAACAUGGUCAUGGGAAUUUUUCUUUUUGUCACUUCAUGAAUGUCUGUCUUCUCUUUAAAGUACGGUUCCACAACACUUUGUGGUUUUAUUAACAUACCCAGUAGCAGGUCAGAACAUCAACAGUGAGCUGGGGGGGAUUUUUGGGCAUGCUAUAACAGAAUCACGUCAAGGGUGUUCUGUAAAAUCUUUAACCCAGAAAAAUUAAUUCAUCUGCUUUAGAUUCUAUUAUGUGCCUGUUUAAUGUUAAAGAAUGACCCGUCAUCAAUGCUGUAAUCAUUUAUGAUAAACAUACUGCAUGAUAAGAGGAAAUUUGAGGGAAUUUUAUUAAACGUUUUUUC